Solanum dulcamara is the source of this 3151-nucleotide messenger RNA. Its product is annotated as protein RRP6-like 3. The record is from RefSeq and is a predicted model, not a curated record. The transcript has 12 exons. Gene Ontology annotation, molecular function: 3'-5'-RNA exonuclease activity; nucleotide binding; nucleic acid binding. Bases 90 to 2864 code for a protein of 924 amino acids. Lineage: Eukaryota; Viridiplantae; Streptophyta; Magnoliopsida; Solanales; Solanaceae. Gene Ontology annotation, biological process: histone mRNA catabolic process; nuclear polyadenylation-dependent snRNA catabolic process; TRAMP-dependent tRNA surveillance pathway. Gene Ontology annotation, cellular component: nucleolus; nuclear exosome (RNase complex).
GCCGCCACAAUCAGUAUAAGACUCCGAUUUCAAAUUGCACAGUGAAAUGCACGUACAAAAAGUGAAAGAAGAAUCAGAGAAUCAUUGAAAUGGAGAACAAGGAAAGUUUGAAGCUUGUUGUUAAACUCACUAUAGCUACUUGUCUUACAGUAGCCAUUUCCAUAUUCAUAGCAAAAAGCUAUCACAAAGUUCGAAAACACAACAGGAAGAAGCAACAAAAGAAGCAUUCAUGUUAUCUUAAUGCUGAAAUCAAAUCUCAAUCUUCUUUCAAACGAGUUCUUGCCGAUAACUCCUAUUCUCAAUUCAAACACCUCAAGCUUGACAACAGCAAUGAUGAUUCUACAAAUUUGCAUCCGUAUAAGGAGCAGAUUACCGAGUUGAUGAAGAGUUCAAAUGUUGAAUUUAUGGAGCAUUUUGGUGGAAAUUUUGAAGAUUUUACGAUGCGUGAAUCAUAUGUAUGGGUUGAGAGUGACUCUCAAUUGCUGGAGCUUGCGAAGGUGUUGAGUAAGGAGAGAGUGUUUGCAGUUGAUACAGAGCAGCAUAGUUUGAGAUCAUUUUUAGGCUUCACAGCUCUAGUUCAGAUAUCAACUGAAAGGGAAGAUUAUCUUGUGGAUACAAUAGCUCUGCAUGAUGUAAUGGCAAUUCUUCGGCCUGUAUUUGCCAAUACGGAAAUUUGCAAGGUAUUCCAUGGUGCAGAUAACGAUGUUCUAUGGCUUCAACGGGAUUUCCACAUAUAUGUUGUUAAUUUAUUUGACACUGCAAAGGCUUGUGAUGUGUUGUCUAAACCACAAAGGUCUUUGGCAUAUUUGCUGGAUACGUACUGUGGCAUUGUCACAAAUAAACUAUUACAGAAAGAAGACUGGAGGAAACGCCCACUUCCAGCUGAAAUGGUGCAAUAUGCUCGAACUGAUGCACACUAUUUGAUGUACAUCGCGCAACGUCUUUCUUGCGAGCUCAAACAACAGGAUACUGAUAUUUGUGUAACAGAAAAUUCGUCACAUCUCAGAGACAAGUUCAGUUUUGUUCUUGAGGCCACCCGGCGUUCCAAUUCAAUCUGCUUACAACUUUUUUCAAAAGAGUGUGAAACUUACCCAGGAGAGUCUGCUGCAUCAUCUAUAAUCUCACGUUAUCAGAGUGAUCAAGGAAGUUUUAUGUUAAGUUCUGAUGAGUCGAAGUUCCAUGAACUCGUGAGGCGAUUGUGUGCUUGGAGAGAUUUAAUGGCUCGUGUACAUGAUGAAAGCUUGAGAUAUGUUUUAUCUGAGCAUGCCAUUAUUGCACUUGCGGCUAAAGUACCUACAACAGAAUUGGAUAUAUGCAACACCAUAUCAGAAGCCGAUCAGAAUCUAGACUCUCAGAGUAGUAGCAGCUUAUUUCAGUCUCUUUCAUCUGUAGUUUGCAGUCACUUGGACGACCUCGGGUACUUGUUUUUUGAUGAAACAGGAAUGAAUGAUGACAAUUGUAAGUUGAUUCUUCAAAAAUGCCUUGGGUCGGAUGGGAGUUGUCCUCUUUCUGUAUACAACUAUGCUUUACUGUCCAAAAUUAGCUUGAAGAUGCCAGUUAGAUCUGCUUUCAAGCAAAAUGGACUGAAAAAUUCGAAACAAUUUGCUAAGAAGGCUUCUCGGAAGUUGUUUGUCCAAAAAUUUUCUUGCAAAUCUCCUGUUUACCACAAUUGUAGGAUUUUUGCAAAUGACGGAAGAUUAUUAUGUUAUUGUGAUCGUAGAAAACUUGAAUGGUAUGUCAGCCGAAAUUUGGCAAAACUUAUUGAAGAGGACCCUCCUGCUAUAAUGCUUCUUUUUGAACCUAAAGGUCGCCCUGAAGAUGAGGGCAAUGAUUUUUACAUCCAAAGUAAGAGAAAUAUUUGUGUUGGCUGUGGUGAAGGAAAUCACUAUUUACGUUAUCGAAUCAUUCCUUCAUGCUAUAGAAUGCACUUCCCUGAGCAUUUAAAGAGCCAUCGCUCUCAUGACAUUGUCCUUCUUUGUGUGGACUGCCAUGAAGUUGCUCAUGCUGCGGCUGAGAAAUAUAAGAGAAAGAUAGCUACAGAAUUUGGGAUACCACUUUUUGUUCGUCGAAUAGUCGAUUCUAAUCAAAAUCAGAAUUCAUUAGAGUCAUCUGUGCCAAAGUUAAAUGUAGAGGAGGAAGGGGUAUCUCCUUUGCAGUUGCGUACAGCAGCCAUGGCGUUACUACGUCAUGGAUCAAGAAUGCCAGCUAAGCGCCGAGAAGAAUUAAUAAUGAUUGUCAGGAACUAUUAUGGUGGACGGGAAGUUUCUGACGAAGAUCUCGAAAGAGCUUUGUUAAUUGGGAUUAGUACUAAUAGGAGAAAGCGAUUUGAGAAAAAGAGAAAGUUAGCUUGCAAAGAUCCUAGUAGAAGUACCACAUCAGAUGAUAAGCUAGAUAACGAGCAAGCCAAAGGAGCAUGUCCGCCAGAGGAAAUUUCAGAUAAUUCAAGCAACAAUGAAGAAAAUACCAACAUAUUAACAAUAGAGGACAUGAAUAUUAGUGAUUCACAUUUUGGGGUCAAUGAUGGGUCCUCUAUUGUUCAUAACAAUGAUGUCCCGCUCGAAAGAGACUCCUUAGUGAAACAUGAUGAUAUUCUUCCGGAGUCAUAUGUUGAUGAAAGCUGCAAUGUGUCUAAUGGAACUGCUAAUUCCAUUGCUAAUAUAAAUGCUACUGUAUCAUCCAAACGAGACUCAAAGCUCUCACUAUUAGGGCAUGGACCACAUGGGAAGCAAGUUGUUAAUCAUCUACUCAAGGAGAAUGGGGAGGAGCGAAUUCGUGAAUUUUGUCAGAGAUGGAGACAAGUUUUUGUUGAAGCUGUUCAUCCAGGCUUCUUACCUGCUGGCUGGGAUAUAAUGCACAGGCACUGACGUGGCACAUAUUUUUUCCAGUGGUAGAAGAGAAUUUGGAGAGUUCAGCGUCUACAAUACUUCUGUGAAAACAACUCCUGCAUCUGCUUCUGAGCAGUAGCGACUAGGAAAAAGGCAAGUGACAGAUACUGCAACUUUCUCUGACCAGUCUCUCCGUUUAGUUGUGAAGGAGAGUGGUUCCUGUAAUGCUGUCCUCCUUGUAAUUUAGAGCUUGAAGCUCUUAAUAUAUUAUACUAUAUGCCUUUGGUUUUGCCCUUAUCUAUACCAAUAAAAGUUUCAAUCGUCCA